Messenger RNA from Dioscorea cayenensis subsp. rotundata (Guinea yam), 4310 nucleotides. Its product is annotated as pleiotropic drug resistance protein 3-like. The transcript is spliced from 24 exons. Gene Ontology annotation, cellular component: membrane. The coding region runs from base 573 to 4310 and encodes 1245 amino acids. Gene Ontology annotation, molecular function: ABC-type transporter activity; ATP binding; ATP hydrolysis activity. The record is from RefSeq and is a predicted model, not a curated record. Lineage: Eukaryota; Viridiplantae; Streptophyta; Magnoliopsida; Dioscoreales; Dioscoreaceae.
CUCAAGCUCAAGCUCAGUUGGAAGAGAUAGGAAGAAGAAGUAGUAGAAGGUUGUCUUUUCAACUCCCUGGUUCCUUCUCUGAGAGAAGUUCAAGCAUUAAUGGUUCUUUUAGAGAAGAGAAUGAUGAUGAGAAGGAGUUACAGUGGGCUGCAAUUGAGAGGUUGCCAACUUUCAGAAGGCUAAGAACAUCACUGUUUGAUUAUGAGAGUGGUAAUGGUAAUGGUAAAGGUAAAGGUAAAAGGUUGAUUGAUGUUACUAAAUUUGGAGCAGCAGAGAGGAGAUUGUUCAUUGAGAGUCUUAUCAAACACAUUGAGAAUGAUAAUCUCAAGUUGUUGCAGAAACAGAAAGAGAGAAUUGACAGAGUUGAUGUGAAACUUCCUACAAUUGAAGUGCGUUUUAAUAAUCUUAAUGUGGAAGCUGAAUGUCAAGUUGUUCAAGGAAAGCCUCUACCAACUUUAUGGAAUGCAGCCAAAGCCAGUUUCUCUGGGUUUUCAAGGUUUGCAGGUUUAAAGCAUGAAGAAGCAAAGAUUACAAUCAUUAAAAAUGUUAGUGGCAUCAUCAGACCUUCAAGAAUGACUCUAUUACUUGGACCUCCAGGAUGUGGAAAAACUACUUUCUUUCUUGCACUUUCCGGGAAACUAGACAAAUCUCUCAAGGUUAAUGGAGAAGUCUCAUACAAUGGCUUCAAAUUAGAAGAGUUUGUUCCUGAGAAAACAAGUGCAUAUAUAAGCCAGAAUGACAUGCACAUUCCUGAAAUGACUGUGAGGGAGAUACUAGACUUUUCGGCUCAAUUUCAAGGUGUUGGUAGCCGGGCAGAAAUUAUGAAGGAAGUCAGUAGACGAGAGAAGGAAGCUGGAAUCAUCCCCGAACCGGAGAUUGACACAUAUAUGAAGGCAAUCUCGGUGGAGGGAUUAGAUAGGAGUAUUCAGACAGAUUAUGUGUUAAAGAUCAUGGGAAUGGAUAUCUGUGCAGAUAUAAUGGUAGGCGAUGCAAUGAGGAGAGGCAUCUCGGGUGGUCAGAAAAAAAGACUAACUACCGGAGAGAUGAUAGUAGGGCCGACAAAAGCUCUGUUCAUGGAUGAAAUAUCUACAGGAUUAGAUAGCUCGACAACAUUCCAAAUUGUCACUUGUCUCCAACAGUUGGCUCACAUUACCGAAUCCACCGUCGUGGUUUCGCUUCUCCAGCCAGCACCUGAAACUUAUGAUCUUUUCGAUGACAUUAUAUUAAUGGCCGAGGGGAAGAUUGUAUACCAGGGACCUCGCAGUCAAAUCCUCUUAUUCUUCGAAGAAUGUGGGUUCAAAUGCCCAGAGAGGAAAGGUGCAGCUGAUUUUCUCCAGGAGGUAAUGUCAAGGAAGGAUCAAGAACAGUACUGGUAUCGUGCACAAGAAAACUAUGCUUAUGUUUCAGUAGAUCAAUUCUGCCAACAAUUUAAAGCAUUUCACAUUGGAAUUAAGUUGGAUGAAGAGCUCUUGAAACCAUACGAUAAAUCGCAAUGCCAUAAACAUGCUCUUUCAUUCAGUCAAUAUUCUCUACCGAAAUGGGAACUAUUUCGAGCUUGUAUGGCCAGAGAAUUGCUUCUAAUGAAGAGGAAUUCAUUUGUCUAUGUAUUCAAAACUACUCAGCUCUCGAUUGCGGCUAUGAUUACUAUGACUGUAUAUCUGCGAACUCGUAUGGGAGUUGAUAUUGUUCAUGCUAACUACUACAUGGGUUCUCUGUUUUUUGCGCUUCUGUUACUAAUGGUGAAUGGAUUUCCAGAGCUAGCAAUGACAGUGUCUAGACUUCCAGUUUUCUACAAACAAAGAGACUUCUUUUUCUAUCCAGCAUGGGCAUAUGCAAUCCCAGCUACCAUCUUAAAAAUACCGAUAUCAUUGAUUGAGUCUUUGAUAUGGACAUCACUGACAUACUAUGUCAUCGGCUAUAGUCCCGAAGCUUCAAGGUUCUUUCGGCAAUUUCUCCUCCUAUUUCUUGUUCAUCAAAUGUCUCUAUCCUUAUUCCGAUUUAUAGCAGCAUGUUUCCAAACAACAGUUGCUUCGACAGUUGGUGGUACAUUAUGUUUGCUAGUGAUCUUAAUAUUUGGUGGAUUUAUUCUUCCACGACCAUCCAUACCAAGUUGGUUGAAAUGGGGAUUUUGGGUCUCUCCCUUGACAUAUACCGAAAUAGGAUUGACGGUGAAUGAGUUUCUCGCACCGAGAUGGCAAAAGAUCUCAGGCACAAACACAACGAUCGGUGACGAAGUUCUAACAAGCCGUGGAUUAGACUUCAAGAGCUACUUUUAUUGGAUAUCAAUUGGAGCCUUGUUAGGAUACUCUUUGCUUUUGAAUGUGGGAUUUACUCUAGCAUUAACUUUCAAAAGACCUGUCGGAAUGUCUCGUGCUAUUAUUUCUCGGGAGAAGCUUUCUCAGAUAAGUGGAUUAGAUGGUCUUCAUAAAACUAUAGAGCUGAAGAAUAGCAAGCAAGAGACUAAAAGAAUCGGGAGGAUGGUCUUGCCUUUCCAACCACUAGCAGUAACAUUUCAGGAUGUUCAAUAUUUUGUCGAUGCACCAUUGGAAAUGAGAGAACAAGGAUAUACAGAUAAGAAGCUUCAGUUGUUGCACAAUAUAACUGGAGCAUUUCAGCCUGGCAUUCUUUCGGUGUUGAUGGGUGUCAGUGGAGCAGGUAAAACUACACUUCUGGAUGUUCUUGCUGGAAGGAAAACAGGUGGAGUAAUUGAAGGAGACAUUAGAAUCGGAGGAUAUCCGAAAACACAAGAAACAUUUGCGAGGAUUUCAGGUUACUGUGAACAGACUGACAUUCAUUCUCCUCAAAUUACUGUCGAAGAAUCUGUUAUUUAUUCCGCUUGGCUUCGUCUACCACAUGAAAUUGAUUCAAAGACAAGAUCUGAAUUUGUUAAUGAAGUUCUUGAAACAAUUGAGCUUGAUGGCAUCAAAGACGCGCUAGUUGGAAUAGCUGGGGUUAAUGGCCUCUCUACCGAGCAAAGAAAGCGACUAACAAUUGCUGUCGAGCUAGUUGCUAAUCCUUCCAUUAUAUUUAUGGACGAACCGACUUCAGGCCUUGAUGCUAGAGCAGCUGCAAUCGUCAUGCGUGCUGUGAAAAAUGUAGCUGAAACUGGAAGAACAGUUGUUUGUACCAUUCAUCAGCCAAGCAUUGAUAUAUUUGAGGCAUUUGACGAGCUAAUUCUAAUGAAAAGGGGAGGUGAACUAAUCUAUUCUGGACCACUUGGUCAGCAUUCAAGCAAAGUAAUCGAAUAUUUUGAGCGUAUUUCUGGAGUUCCAAAAAUCAGAGAUAAUUAUAACCCGGCAACAUGGAUGCUGGAAGUGACCUCUUCAUCUGUUGAGGCACAAUUCGGCAUAGACUUCGCGCAGAUAUAUAGAGAAUCAAAUCUGUACAAUGACAACAAAGAACUGGUUAAACAGUUGAGUAUGCCACCACCAGGUUCAAAAGAUUUGCAUUUUCCGACACGGUUUCCCCAAAACAGCUGGGGACAAUUCAAAGCUUGUCUAUGGAAGCAAUACUUGUCCUACUGGAGAAGUCCUUCCUAUAAUUUGGUUCGAACCACAUAUAUGUUCUUUGCAUCAGUGGUAUUUGCAGUGUUGUUUUGGAAACAUGGAAAAACUCUGGAUAACCAGCAAAAUUUAUUCAACAUGCUUGGCUCGAUGUAUGCAUCAACAAUCUUCACCGGUAUAAACAACUGCUCAUCAGUCAUACCGUUUGUAAUAACUGAGCGCGCUGUUCUUUACAGAGAAAAAUUUGCCGGAAUGUAUUCUUCAUGGGCAUAUUCACUUGCUCAGGUCAUCAUUGAGAUACCUUAUGUUUUCAUCCAAGUACUAAUCUUCAUGAUAAUCGCAUACCCGGCAAUUGGCUACUAUUGGUCAGCUAGCAAAUUCUUAUGGUUCUUUUACACCAUGUUUUGCUCAUUGCUCAGCUUUAUCUAUCUGGGAAUGCUUCUUGUUUCAUUGACCCCAAAUGUUCAAGUGGCUUCCAUUAUGUCAUCCUUCUUCUACCAAAACCUCAAUCUAUUCUCCGGCUUCCUAAUACCCGGGCCGCAUAUUCCAAAGUGGUGGAUUUGGUUUUACUACAUCAUGCCAAUGUCUUGGACAUUGAAUGGUCUCUUUACUUCUCAGUAUGGAGACAUUGAAAAAAAGAUCACAGUGUUUGGAGAGACCAAACCAGUUGCCCAGUUUCUGAGAGAUUACUUUGGAUUUCACCAUGAUAGGCUUGGUUUGGUUGCUGCUAUGCUUAUGGUUUUCCCUCUUUUGUAUGCUUUACUUUUUGCUUAUUUUAUUGGCAAGUUGAAUUUUCAGAGGAGGUGA